AUGGACCUUGACCACGCAUUGAUCACGACGUUGGUGGAGAGAUGGCGGCCGGAGACGCACUCAUUCCACUUGCCCCAUGGUGAGAUAACCAUCAUACUACAAGAUAUGGAGGUUAUAAUGGGGGUACCUGUAGAUGGCUUGUUGGUGGUGGGAUAUACCGAGAUGGUCGAUUGGGGCGAACUUUGCGGCAACUUGCUAGGGCAUAGGCCACUGAACAAAGAAGUUGGUAGUAAUAAGAACACUGCAGUGAUGGAAGGGCCGAGGGUAAAAGCCAAAUGGCUUGAGGAUUGGUUUAGCAACCCUCUCCCAGUUGACACCCCUAAGGAGCUUGUGCAACUGUAUGCUCGGUUUUACAUACUAGAGAUGUUAGGUGGUACGUUGUUUAUGGACAAGUCUGGUGAACGGAUCUCAAUUAUGUAUCUGCAAUUUUUCAAUCCAAUCAACAACGGAAAGAAUUAUAGUUGGGGUAGUGCAGCACUAAGUUGGCUCUAUAGACACCUUUGUAAGGCAUCAGAGAAGACAGCUAAGCAGAUUGGCGGUGCAUUGCUAUUGGUGCAGUUGUGGGUGUGGGCGAGGUUUCCACACAUAUUUCCUAUGAUGAGGCAUCCACACCAAGCACUGCCCCCAGGUCCACUUGCUAUCAGAUGGAAAGGGGCUAAGAUAACAACUGAACAUGCAAUGCACGUCCUACAUGCCUAUCAUGUGUCGCUUGCUUCGCUACAGCCAAAUCAGAUUGUCUAG
Quercus robur (English oak) is the source of this 741-nucleotide messenger RNA. Its product is annotated as serine/threonine-protein phosphatase 7 long form homolog. Bases 1 to 741 code for a protein of 246 amino acids. The record is from RefSeq and is a predicted model, not a curated record. Lineage: Eukaryota; Viridiplantae; Streptophyta; Magnoliopsida; Fagales; Fagaceae. The transcript has 3 exons. Gene Ontology annotation, biological process: meristem development; meristem maintenance.